AUGUUCCAAACCGAUUUGUACUCCACACGUCUUCGUGAUGGAUCUUUAUAUCUACUACCAUUAUUUACAUAUCGCGUCAAGUACAUGUCUAAAAGAGACGAGUUUGAGCAAUACCGCCAACGACGGCCCUUGGCAGAUGUUUCAGCAAAGGCAAAUAACAUAUUCCAUUCGGUAAAUUCUAACAAAACCUCCAGAGCUCCAUUCUCCGUAUUCAACAAAAGUGGCCAUGGAUCCAACUUGGUGAGUAGCAAAGUCUCUAAAGUGGGGCCCAUUGGUGUGAAUAAAGUUCAUAAUUACAACCAUGGGAGAACACAAGGAAUCAAAAUAUCGAGUAUAAAACACUUAGCUCCCGUUCGCAAGCAAAAGAGCAAGUCUGCUUUGUCUGUUCUCAAUCUACCACUCAAAGUGCAUAGAAAAACCACCGACAGACAGCCUGCUUUGGCCGGAGACAAGCGAACGUGCUUCAACUAUAACAGUGUCGUGUCCGAAAGUAACCGGGCCAUCGAGAAGUUUGACAGCUGGUAUCAGAUCCAGAGGUAUAGCUUCACAGGGAAAGAGAUAAAUGCUGAAAGUCUGAAGUCGAUUUAUUUGAUUAAGGGUGUUAAUCAAGUGGGGAAAUUUCUUCUAGCGGUUGAGUUGAACGGCGAAAGCAGUGAAAAGAGUGAUAACAGUGAUAAACGUGAUAAUUGUGAAAAUGAAGGAAGAGAGACCUCAAAGAAUCGCAAUCUAGAAGUCUGUAUUCUCAUGAAUCCCAACAAGAUAAAAUUGGAAAUCGGAGAUUCCAUCACUCUAGGUCAGUCCAAGAUCCUUUCAAUAGACGGACAAAAUACUCGAGUAUUCUCAACUUGGAGAGUGAGACUGAAGGAAUAA
This is a messenger RNA of Sungouiella intermedia, 870 nucleotides long. NCBI's taxonomy places the organism in Eukaryota, Fungi, Ascomycota, Pichiomycetes, Serinales, Metschnikowiaceae. The record is from the annotation of a GenBank genome assembly.